Messenger RNA from Trichechus manatus latirostris (Florida manatee), 3765 nucleotides. It is a transcript of the gene NPHS1, whose product is annotated as NPHS1 adhesion molecule, nephrin. Bases 1 to 3765 code for a protein of 1254 amino acids. Gene Ontology annotation, molecular function: cell adhesion molecule binding. The record is from RefSeq and is a predicted model, not a curated record. Lineage: Eukaryota; Metazoa; Chordata; Mammalia; Sirenia; Trichechidae. Gene Ontology annotation, biological process: cell-cell adhesion. Gene Ontology annotation, cellular component: plasma membrane; cell-cell junction. The transcript is spliced from 29 exons.
AUGGGAGCCCCCGGCAGAGAGCCUGGGCCGGCACCCCGUGCCCUGAGAACUCUUCUCUGCACUGCCCUGCUGCUCACGGGGCUGCUGGCCACAGGCCUGGCUCAGUUGCGGAUUCCUGCUUCGGUCCCCCGAGACUUCUGGGCCCUGCCUGAAAACGUGACGGUCUUGGAGGGGGCCACAGCUGAGCUGCGGUGCGGGGUCACUGCCCCUGGCAGCACAGUGCAGUGGGCCAAAGAUGGACUUCUUCUAGGCCCUGACCCCAGGAUCCCCAGCUUCCCACGGUACCACCUGCAGGGGGACCCUGCUCGAGGUGAAUUCUACCUGCACAUCACAGCCUGUGACCUCAGUGAUGACGCCGAGUAUGAGUGCCAGGUCAGCCGCUCGGAGACGGGCCCCGCACUUGUGUCUCCCAGAGUGAUCCUCUCUGUCUUGGUGCCCCCCAAGGUGCUUCGGAUGACCCCCGAGGCAGGGAGCUCGGUUACCUGGGUAGCUGGGCAGGAGUACACUGUUAGCUGUGUGACUGGGGAUGCAAAGCCAGCACCUGACAUCACCUUCCUCCAGAGUGGACAAACGAUUUCCAGUGUCUCUGCCAACGUGAAUGCGGGAUCCCAGGAGAAACUCUUCACCACUGAGGCCACAGCCAGGGUGACACCCCAGAGUUCGGACAAUGGGCAGUUGCUGGUCUGCGAGGGGUCCAGCCCAGCCUUGGACACGCCCAUCAGGGUCUCAGUCACCAUGAACGUUCUGUUCCCCCCAGGAACCCCUGUCAUUGAGUGGCCAGGCCUGGAAGAAGGGCACGUGCGAGCAGGGCAGAGCUUGGAACUGCCAUGCGUGGCCCGAGGCGGGAAUCCGCUGGCCACACUGCAGUGGCUGAAGAAUGGCCAGCCCGUGUCCACAGCGUGGGGCACAGAGCAUGCCCAGGCAGUGGCCCGCAGCGUGCUGGUGAUGACCGUGCGGCGGGAGGACCAGGGAGCACGACUCAGCUGUGAGGCCCACAACAGUGUGUCCACAGGAACCCAGGAACGUGGGGUCACGUUACAGGUCACCUUCCCCCCCAGUGCCAUUACCAUCCUGGGAUCUGUAUCCCAGUCUGAGAACAAGAACAUGACACUCUCCUGCAUCAGCAAGUCCAGUCGCCCACGGGUCCUGCUGAGAUGGUGGCUGGGCUGGAGGCAGCUGCUUCCCACAGAGGAGACAGUCAUGGAUGGCCUGCAUGGCGGCCACAUCUCCAUGUCCAACCUGACGUUUCUGGCGCGGAGAGAGGACAACGGCCUGACCAUCACAUGUGAGGCCUUCAGUGAGGCCUUCACCAAGGAGACCUUCAAGAAGUCUCUCACCCUGAAUGUGAAAUAUCCUGCUCAGAAGUUGUGGAUUGAGGGGCCCCCAGAAAAGCAGCAGCUCCGGGCUGGGACUCGGGUGAGGCUGGUUUGUUUGGCCAUUGGGGGCAACCCAGAACCCUCUCUCACCUGGUUCAAGGACUUGCGCCCGGUGACCGAGCCGCGGCCGCCCCAGGAGCCGCGGCGGGUGCAGCUGGGAAGUCUGGAGAAGUCGGGGAACACCUUCUCCCGCGAGCUGGUGCUGGUCACCGGUCCGUCCGACAAUCAGGCCAAGUUCACGUGCAAGGCGGGCCAGCUCAGCGCGUCCACGCAGCUCCUGGUGCAAUUUCCCCCAACUAACGUGACGAUCCUGGCCAACACAUCGGCCCUGCGCCCCGGGGACGUGGUAAACCUGACGUGCGUCAGCGUCAGCAGCAAUCCCGCGGUCAACCUGUCUUGGGACAAGGAGGGGGAGAGCCUGGAAGGCUUGGCCGCGCGGCCCCGGAGCGCCCCGUACAGAGGCUUUGCCGCGGCCAGGACCGUCGUUCUGCGAGUGUCAUCCCGCGACCACAGCCACCGCGUGACUUGCCGCGCCCACAGCGCCGAGCUCCGCGAAACCGUGAGCGCCUUCUACCGCCUCAACGUGCUGUACCCUCCGGAGUUUCUGGGCGAGCAGGUUCUCGUGGUGACUGCGGAGGAGCAGCGCGAGGCUUUGCUGCCGGUGACCUUGUCUGCCAAUCCCGCGCCGGAGGCCUUCAACUGGACUUUCCGCGGCUACCGCCUCAGCCCAGCUGGCGGCCCCCGGCAUCGCAUCCUGUCCGGCGGGGCUCUGCAGCUGUGGAAUGUGACCCGCGCCGACGACGGCCUCUAUCAACUGCACUGCCAGAACUCCGAGGGCACCGCGGAGGUGCUUGUGCGUCUGGACGUGCACUAUGCUCCCAUCAUCCGCACCCUUCAGGAUCCCACUGAGGUGGAUGUCGGGGGUUCAGUAGAAAUAGUCUGCACUGUUGACGCCAAUCCCAUCCUCCCAGGGAUGUUCAGUUGGGAGAAGCUGGGGGAAGAGGAAGAGGACCACAGCAUGGACGACAUGGAGAAAACGUCAAAGGGGUCCACAGGGUGUCUGAGGAUCCACCAUGCCAAACUGGAACAAGCUGGCGCAUACCAGUGCAUUGUGGACAAUGGGGUGGCACCUCCAGCCCGAGGGCUGGUCCGUCUUGUUGUCAGAUUUGCCCCCCAGGUGGAGCACCCCACUCCCCUAGGCAAGGUGGCUGCAGCUGGAGACAGCACCAGUUCUGCUACCUUACACUGCCGUGCCCGAGGUGUCCCCAAUAUUGUCUUCACUUGGACCAAAAAUGGGGUCCCGCUGGACCUCCAGGAUCCCAGGUACAUGGAGCACACAUACCACCAGGGUGGGAUCCACAGCAGCCUCCUGACCAUUGCCAACGUGUCUGCAGCCCAGGAUUACGCCCUCUUCACAUGCACAGCCACCAACCCCCUUGGCUCGGACCACACCAAUAUUCAACUCGUCAGCAUCAGCCGCCCUGACCCCCCAUUGGGAUUAAAGGCCGUGAGCAUGACCCCACACUCAGUGGGGCUGGAGUGGAAGCCUGGCUUUGAUGGGGGCUUGCCACAGAGGUUCCGCAUCAGAUAUGAGGCCAUGGGGACUCCAGGGUACCUCUACAUGGAUGUCCUACCACCCGAGGCCACCACCUUCACACUGACUGGGUUGCAGCCUUCUACACGUUACAGGAUCUGGCUGCUGGCCAGCAAUGCCUUGGGGGACAGUGGACUGGCUGACAAGGGGACCCAGCUCUCCAUUACCACUCCAGGCCUGGACCAGCCUUCUGGGGAACCCGACUAUCAGCCUCCCACAGGGCAGCCUGCAGGACCCUCGGGGCUGCCCCUGCUGCCUGUUUUGUUUGCUAUUGGGAGUCUCUUGCUGCUUUCCAAUGCCUUCUGCGUUGGGGGAUUCCUCUGGAGGUGGAGACUGAGGCAUCUUGCUGAGGGCACCUCGGAGAAGACGGAAGUGGGAUCAGAGGAGGACCGGGUCAGGAAUGAAUAUGAGGGGAGCCAGUUGACCAGAGACCGGGACACUCAAAGCUCCACGGUCAGCACAUCAGAGGCAGAGCCAUAUUACCACUCCAUGAGGGACUUCAGCCCCCAGCUUUCCCCCAUGCUGGAGGAAGUGCCUUAUCCCAGAGGGUUCACAGGUCUUGAGAAUGAAGAUAUGGCCUUUCCUGGGCCCCUAUACAAUGAGGUGGAAAGACUGUAUGCCCCAUCUGGGGUCUGUGGAGCCCUCUACGAUGAAGUGCCGAUGGGCCCCUAUGACCAUGACUGGCCUGACCACAACUAUGAGAAGCCAAGAGGAAUCUAUGACCAGGUGGCAGGAGACUUGGACACUGCAGAACCUGAUCCUCUACCCUUUGAGCUGAGGGGACAUCUGGUAUAA